Messenger RNA from Megalops cyprinoides (Indo-Pacific tarpon), 1917 nucleotides. RefSeq names its product PIF1 5'-to-3' DNA helicase homolog (S. cerevisiae) (gene pif1). The coding region runs from base 1 to 1917 and encodes 638 amino acids. The record is from RefSeq and is a predicted model, not a curated record. Gene Ontology annotation, biological process: telomere maintenance; DNA repair. NCBI's taxonomy places the organism in Eukaryota, Metazoa, Chordata, Actinopteri, Elopiformes, Megalopidae. Gene Ontology annotation, molecular function: DNA helicase activity. The transcript has 12 exons.
AUGAUGUUGCAAGAAGAUGCUGCAGAACUCCAGUGCUGUAUCACUGUGGAGCGCCUGAAUGCGUCCGGACAGGCCACCAAACGCCAAGUCAUUCGCCGAGCUGCAGUGACGCUGGGGCGCAAUGAAUUUCAGGAGAUUGUCCUCCGCGUCCACGAUGGCAAAGUGCCUCAGUCCUUCACGCUCCGUGAAUUUCAGCUCUUCACCCGCUUCUGUCGUGACGGCAAGAGCACUGUGAAACUGCUCCCGGACAACAUCCAGGUGCUUAUCUCCGACUGUCCGCCAGACCGCUUGCGCAUGUUCCUCAAGACCCUGAGCAUUAAGCAUCAGGCCUGGCAGACGAGCAAACCCGUGGGAGAACGGACCAAGCUCCUCGCCGGGCUACCGCGCAGUUUCGAGACGAUCAGCCCCCUGCAACAGAAGGAUGUGCAGAAAGCAAACGAGCUCCGAAGCAAAGUGAACGCGCCGCCACCUGCCAAAGGCCUGACGAACAGAAAUGGGAACACAACCGUUGGCCAGCAGGUGAAAAGACAAAGACCGGAUUCCACCGAGAGCAGCCCGGUAAAGGCACUCCACCCUGCCAAGAAGCCGACUUUGUCCUUGCCUGUGACAAGGAAGCUGUCCAAAGAGCAGGCAAUGGUCCUAAGUGCUGUCCUAAGUGGGAAGAACAUCUUCUUCACUGGAAGUGCUGGUACCGGCAAAUCCUUUUUGCUAAAAAGGAUUGUGGGAUCUCUGCCUCCCAAAAGCACCUACGCCACGGCCAGCACAGGUGUGGCGGCCUGCCACAUCGGAGGCACCACUCUGCAUAACUUUGCAGGAAUCGGGUCGGGCUCGGCUCCUCUGGAGCAAUGCCUGGAGCUGGCCCGGCGACCCGGGGUUCUGCAGCACUGGACCAGCUGCCGGCACCUCAUUAUCGACGAGAUCUCCAUGGUGGAGGCCCAGUUCUUUGACAAGCUGGAGACCAUUGCCAGGUCCAUCAGGAGGUCCACAGAACCCUUUGGGGGCAUUCAGCUAAUAGUCUGUGGAGACUUCCUCCAGCUGCCCCCGGUCACCAAGGGCAAGGAAAGGCCCAACUUCUGCUUCCAGGCGAAAAGCUGGAGGAAGUGCAUCCAUGUGAACCUGGAGCUGACAGAUGUGCGCAGACAGACAGACCAGGGCUUCAUCUCUCUGCUGCAGGCAGUAAGGGUGGGCAGAGUCACAGAAGAAGUAACUGCCCAGCUGCUGAAGAGUGCCUAUCACAGAAUCGAGAGGAACGGUAUCCUAGCAACCAGGCUGUGCACUCACAAAGACGACGUGGAACUGACCAAUGAGAACAAGCUCCAGCAGCUGCCAGGAGCAGUACGUGUGUUUGAGGCUGUGGACAGUGACCCUCAGCUUGUCAAGACCAUCGACGCCCAGAGUCCUGUGGGUCGGCUGCUGCAGCUCAAAGUGGGAGCCCAGGUGAUGCUGACGAAGAAUCUGAACGUGGAGAGAGGCCUGGUCAAUGGGGCCAGGGGCGUGGUAGUGUCCUUCCAGCCUGGGAAUAAAGGGUUGCCAUGCGUGCGUUUCCUGUGUGGAGUGACUGAGGUGAUGAAGCCGGAGCGCUGGAUGUCCAAGGCGAACGGGGGGCUGUACCUGACCCGACAGCAGCUGCCACUCAAACUGGCCUGGGCCAUCUCCAUCCACAAGAGCCAGGGCAUGACUCUGGACUGCGUGGAGAUCUCCCUGGCCCGGGUGUUUGAGAGUGGGCAGGCCUACGUGGCACUGUCCCGGGCCCGCAGCCUGCAGGGACUGCGUGUGAUGGACUUUGACCCCCAGGUGGUGCGGGCCGACCCAGAGGUGCUGCUCUUCUAUAAGCGGCUUCGGAAGGAGAGGCUGCUGAUGCAGGCAUCGAUGGACGAGUUUGUGAGCAGAGGGAACAAAGAGAAUGAAGGCCUGUGA